Messenger RNA from Candoia aspera, 744 nucleotides. RefSeq names its product histone H2B.v3-like. The record is from RefSeq and is a predicted model, not a curated record. NCBI's taxonomy places the organism in Eukaryota, Metazoa, Chordata, Lepidosauria, Squamata, Candoiidae. Gene Ontology annotation, cellular component: nucleosome. The transcript has a single exon. Gene Ontology annotation, molecular function: protein heterodimerization activity; DNA binding; structural constituent of chromatin. The coding region runs from base 1 to 450 and encodes 149 amino acids.
AUGGCUGCCAAACAGCAGGGCAAAAAGAAAGCCAGAGACACAAAGAGGAAGAAGAUCCAGAAGAGGCACCAACUAGCUAAGCGGAAGCAGAAGAAGCUGCAGCCCAGGAAGCAGAAGAAGCACCAGGCUCGUCCCAAACGCCGGGUCAAGCGGUCCUCGGCCGCCAAGUCGGAGAACAGCGGCCCAGAGAGGGUCUGCUCCCCGCGGCUCUUUGCCUCCAAGGCCCUUCGGCAGAUGCCCAAGGUGCGGAUGGAGGCCAAGGCCAGGAGCCUGAUGAAGACCUUGCUGACCGACGUCUACGACCAGGUGGCCACCGAGGUGGAGACCUUGAGCCAGAAGCACGAGCUGUCCGACAUCAGCGGGUCGGAUGUGCAAGCCGCCUUGAAGGAAGCCAUGACGAAGGAGCUGGCCAAGCACUCGGCCGAGCCUACCAGCACUGAAUGUGCUUAGAGGAACAUGCCUCCCUUCUCCCGCAGGGACCCAAAGGGAGAAGAACAAAGAUCGUAAAAAGUAUCCGAGAGACUUUAACAUAUUUUGCUGCCCUUUUAAGUAUAAGAAAUCCUGCACUCUACAUUUCCUAAGGCACCACCUUUCAUCUCCCACAAUUGUUAUUCCCAAACAAUAUGAAGGAAGUUAAAGUGAUGACUGGACAAUGGCCUGUAUAUUCUAAGACAUUUUCAUCAGUGUCUAAGCCAGAACCUAAAUGCUAAGAAAGCCAUGAUUAAGUAAAUAUUUGAAAUAAUU